AUGGAUUCUGACCUUCAAGAGCACUACGUGGCAUUCAUGAGCAAAUACAUCCGAUUAGGCCACAUGCGUCCAGUGUCGGAGCAGGAGAUGGAGAACUGCCCUCAGAGGGUUAACUAUAUACCUCAUCACGCCAUCUGGCAGCGCAGUGACGGCAGGCGGCGCCUUCGCGUUGUCUUCAACGCCUCGAGCCCCACCUCAACGGGAUACAGUCUGAACGACGCUCUCUAUCCAGGGCCCAAAUUACAAAAUGACAUUGUCAGUGUUAUCACUCGGUGGAGACUUUACCGAGUAGCCUUAUAUGCAGACAUCAAGAUGAUGUUCCGUCAGAUACAAAUCCAAAAGGAGGACGUGCAUUUACAACGAGUCAUCUGGAGUCAAGGUGAAAAUGAGCCGGAGACUCACUACGUCUUGCUUACAGUCACCUACGAAGAGGCUAGCGCACCUUAUUUAGCGUUGAAGACUCUAACGCAACUGUGCGAGGACGAAGAAGCUGCCUUUCCUGAAGCAGUUGACGCUGUCCACCGAAAUCUUUAUGUCGACAACUUCUUGACCGGCGCAGACGACGAGGACACGGCCAGAAAGCGCAGAGAGCAACUGGUUCAACUUCUGAAGGCGGGCGGCUUCGUACUCAAGAAGUGGGUCUCAAACACGCCAUCUCUCUUGCACGAUUUGAAAGUCGAAGAUUUGCUUCGACCAAGUUGGCUUCACUUCACCACGGAUAGUCCAGUGAAUGAGUUGGGAAUUGCUUGGGAUCCGAGUGCUGAUUGCUUUCGGGCGAAGCUAACAUGGGAUGAGCCACUGCCGGCAUCUUACGCUAAGCGAUGGGAGUCAUUUCGCUCCAAGCUGUCUGACGUCUCCCUACUCACCCUUACUCGAUGGCUUCAAUCGUCCCCGGCCAUUUCGAUCCAACUGCACGCCUUUGCCGACGCCAGCAGAAGAGCCUUGGCGACGGCGGUCUACAUCAGAGUCGAGCAGGAAUCUGGCACGGUAAAUGUGAGUCUCAUCGGCGCGAAGACAAAGCUUUCUCCGAUCAAAAGUCUCGUUCCACCGGAGCGACAGAAUACACGGAUGACUAUUCCCCGAUUAGAGCUGAGAGCUGCUCUUCUUGCUGCUCGCCUACUCAGACUCGUGGAUGCGAGCUUGACGAUCUUGGAUUGCACGUAUUACCUUUGGAGUGACUCGAGCACGGUACUCAGCUGGCUACACUCCAGCGAGCCUGUUGGGAACGAUCUUGUCAACAAUUAUGUCCAUCACAUUCAGGAACUCACAGCUCACGGUACCUGGCGCUACGUUCCCUCCAGCGACAACCCGGCUGACAUCGCUACCAGGGGUACGGAACCUUCGACUCUUCAACACAACACCCUCUGGUGGACCGGCCCGUCUUGGCUAACAGGCCCACCUUCUACGUGGCCCUCAACCUUACAGCAGCCGCCUUCUCCGACCGGUCACUGCGACGGAGGUCGACACACCAUCGCGUCAAUCACCUGCCUGACCAUCUUGCAAGGAAGCCGCGAUUUCAUGGACGACUUUUCUAAUUUGCUGCGCAUGCUCCGACUGCUCGUCAGAUGCCGACGGUUCAUCUUGAUACUAAGGACUCGUAUCGAGUGUAAGAAACUCAUGACUGGUAUCAGAAUAGCCGAUUGCAUGAAAUCCGAAGCUCCAAUCACGGUCGCAGAACUCCAGCACAGUUUUCUUUGCUGCGCUAAACUCAGUCAAAUUCGUUACUUUGCUGCCGACAUCAAGACCUUGAAAAAUUCUAUUCCUGUCAAGAUCUCGAGCCCCCUCAGCCGGCUAAGCGCCUUCUUGGACGAUGAAGGCAUACUACGAGUCGGCGGCCGUCUUCGUCACUCACCACUUGCUUAUGAAGAGAAACACCCACCAGUCCUGGAUGCCAGAUGUCCCUUGUCGAGGCUAGUGAUUGACUGGGCACAUCAGCGAGCCUUGCACGGCGGCUUUCGCUCAACGUACUCGCACGUCAUGCGACGGGCUUGGAUCGUUGGAGGAGCAGUGGAGAUAAAGCGACGAGUUCAUCAGUGCGUUGUAUGCUCGAAAGCACCAGCUCGACCCCUUCACCAAUUCAUGGCUCCCUUGCCAACAGCUCGCGUGACGCCCGCUCGGCCCUUCACCCGAACUGGAGUAGACUACGCGGGACCUUUCUCCAUCCUCCGAUCCAAGGGUCGAGGUGCCAAGUCGGUCAAGGGAUACGUCGCUGUUUUUGUCUGCAUGUGGUCAAAGGCCCUACACCUUGAACCUGUUGGAGACCUAACAACAGCGAGUUUCCUCGGUGCACUCACUCGCUUCAUAGGCCGCAGAGGAAAACCGAAGGAAAUCUGGAGCGACAACGCAACGAACUUCCACGGGGCAGAUCACGAACUCAAGCAGCUGAUGGCUGGGGCCAACGACGACUGGGAUUCAGUGGCUGAGAGUCUGGCCAACGAGGGAAUCGACUGGCAUUUCGUCCCGCCAUCCGCCCCACACUUUCGAGGCUUGUGGGAAGCUGGGGUUAAAUCGAUGAAAACUCAUCUCCGUCGAGUGGUUGGAACUAGGCACCUCACUUUCGAGGAGUUUUCAACCCUGCUUGCAGAGAUUGAAAUGAUUCUCAACUGUCGCCCUCUGGUCCCGUUAUCUGGAGAUACGGAGGACUUGGACAUGCUCACGCCAGCUCACUUUCUGAUCGGAGGACCCCUUACUUCUCUGCCUGCCACCAACACUUCUAAAAAACCUCGACUGCCUGACCCAUUAGAAUCUUGUCCCCGUCCCAAUCUCGCCGUUGGAGACGCAGUCCUCGUUGUGGAUCCAACGCUUUUGAACUCUAUCGGGAAGUGGCCACUGGGCCGAAUCGUCGACGUCAAACCGGGACCAGAUGGGUCCGUCCGCGUCGUUCGGGUAAGAACGGCCUCGGGAGAGUACGUCCGUCCUAUCACCAAGAUUGCCCGGCUUCCCGUCAUUGAGCGUGGUGAUCACGCAACAGACGAUCCUGGUUCGACCGGCACCAGGCUCACGGCGGGCGGCCAGGCUCAUAAUGGCCACAAAUGA
This is a messenger RNA of Copidosoma floridanum, 3036 nucleotides long. RefSeq lists its product as uncharacterized. The record is from RefSeq and is a predicted model, not a curated record. NCBI's taxonomy places the organism in Eukaryota, Metazoa, Arthropoda, Insecta, Hymenoptera, Encyrtidae.